AUGGACAGUUUAGAAAAUCUCCUCUGCAGUCUAAUUGUCCCUGCCAAGCGAGGUAAUAAAAAGAGAACAACUCCCAUGGAAGUCACUUCUGAUUCCACCCUAGAAGUUUCAAAGAAAACCAAAAAGACUGCCAAAAAGAAGUCUGCCUCGACCGGCAUAUCCAUUGAACCUGAGAAAGCCGCACCAACAAAUUCUUCUAUACCAGCAACUACGAGCUCUGGUGGACAAUCUUUAGGGUAUUUCCUUCAGUUUGGGAGAUUGCCAUCAGAAGACCCAAACAUGCACCUCUUCAACUUCGAAGAGCUUUGCCAGACAUUCAAGAUGAACGGAGUCAGCGAUGACGCCAUCAGGCGGAGGCUGUUCCCAUUCUCACUAAGGGAGCGAGCCAAGAGUUGGUUGGUAUCUUUGCCACCUAAUUCUAUCAAAACUUGGGAGGAAUUGGCCCUAAAAUUCCUUUCCAAAUUCUUUCCUCCUACGAAGAUUACCAAGCUAAGAGUUGACAUCAACAACUUCACCCAGCAUGAUAAUGAAUCUCUUUAUGAAGCCUGUGAGAGAUUCAAGGAUUUAUUGAGGAAGUGUCCGAACCAUGGGAUUGAAAGGUGGUUACAAGUGCAGAGAGGUCCAAUUAAAAAGGUUGUGGGAAUUCAUGAAGUUGAUGCAAUAACCAAGUUGACAGCCCAGGUAGAGGCAUUGACAAAGUUGGUGACUACACAAGCAAAACAAGCUCUAGUUGUCUGUGAGCUGUGUGGAGGAUCUCAUGCCACUGACACCUGCCCUAUAGAUGUCGACAGUUUGCCAAUGGAGCAAGCCCACGCCAUUGGAAACUAUCAGAAUAAUUAUGAUCGUCAGCAGAACUUCCAAAAGCAGUUUUAUCCUCAACAAAAUCAAUCUCAGCAAAGCCAACAAUAUCCACAACAACAACAAGCCUCUAGUGGAGGGUCUAAUCCAGCUCAAGGUAACUUGCCUAACACUACUGAAGUAAAUCCAAAGGAGAACUGUAAUGCAAUUACCUUGAGAAGUGGUAAGACCUAUGCUGGGCAAGACAAAGACAAGCCAAAGGAGGAAGAUGAUGUAGAGACAACACCGACACAACUAAAGGAGAAGACUACUGAUGGCCUUCCACAGAAAGAAACUCCACCUCUCAUCAGCAUUGACCAUCACAUCAAAAUUCCCUAUCCUCAAAGACUACACAAGAACAAGAUGGAUAAGCAAUUUUCAAAAUUUCUUGAAAUAUUUAAGAAAUUGCAUAUCAACAUCCCAUUCAUAGAGGCUUUGGAACAGAUGCCAACUUACCUGAAGUUCAUGAAAGAUAUUCUAUCCAAGAAAAGGAAGUUAGAAGAAUUUGAGAUGAUGACACUUACUCAAGAGUGUAGCGCAGUCUUGCAAAAGAAACUACCACCCAAGCUAAAAGAUCCAGGUAGUUUCAACAUCCCAUGUUCAAUAGGGGGUUCAAUACAAACAAAAGCUUUAUGUGAUCUUGGAGCCAGUAUCAACUUAAUGUCACUAUCUAUGUUCAAAAGAUUAAAAUUAGGAGAAGCUAAGCCCACAACAAUCACUUCACACAUGGUAGAUCGUUCUUUGACUCAUCCUCGGGGUAUGAUUGAAGAUGUUUUGGUAAAGGUUAGUAAGUUCAUCUUCCCUGCUGAUUUCUUAAUACUUGACAUGGAGGAAGAUGAGAAUAUUCCUAUCAUUUUGGGGAGACCAUUCCUAGCAACGGGGAGAGCAUUAAUAGAUGUGCAGAAGAGGGAGUUAAAGUUGCGUGUUCAAAAAGAAGAAGAAACUUUCAAGGUAUUUGUCGCAACUGAAAUUCCUACUUGUUAUCGAAUGGAAGUUGUAAAGGAUGGUCGAGAAAUCACUACUAACAAGAAGAAAGGGAAGUCUAAAGAACACUUUCGAACUUUUUGA
Cannabis sativa is the source of this 1905-nucleotide messenger RNA. RefSeq lists its product as uncharacterized. The record is from RefSeq and is a predicted model, not a curated record. The transcript is spliced from 4 exons. Bases 1 to 1905 code for a protein of 634 amino acids. NCBI's taxonomy places the organism in Eukaryota, Viridiplantae, Streptophyta, Magnoliopsida, Rosales, Cannabaceae.